Molecule: messenger RNA, 549 nt
Organism: Lolium perenne
Lineage: Eukaryota; Viridiplantae; Streptophyta; Magnoliopsida; Poales; Poaceae
Source: RefSeq, a predicted model, not a curated record
AUGUCGUUAGCACUCGCCCGACCGUCCCCUACCUUGCUAGCAGGCUCCAUAGCUUCGCCUCGACCUCACCUACCUAGCGCCGCCCUCGCCUACCCCUCUCGCUCGCCGGAAACGCCGCACCCUUGUCGACAUAGCCGCAAACCUCCGGCCACCUCGAGCUCCUAUAAAAGGAGAGCCCCUCCUCCUCAAUGGAGCACACCAGUCGCCUCCCCUCCCUCCUCUGAGCCUCCUCGCACCUUCUCCGCUCCACAUUGCUCACCACCGCCGCCCAAUUGCGCCAUCGCCGCCCGUGAUCCGCCGAAGAUCAAGCCACCGAUUGAGUCCAUCCCCGGAGCUCCCACGACCACCGUUGAGCUCGCCGUCGUCUGCAACGUCGCCCUGCAUCAACGCCACCGCUCGCCGGAGUCCCUGCUUGCCGUCGACCCCCUCGCCUCGCCGUGCCAGAGCCCCCUUCUCGUCAACGACGACGACGACGCCCGACCGUCGGAUCGCCGUCUAAUCCAACCGCUCACAUUCACAGGUACCGCUUCGGCGUGGAUGACCCGCUGA